GUUGUGAUUUUGAGGAAGAGCCUUUGGAGAUGCUUCUCGAGCCCUUCUCUAAGGACCAGCUCACUCUUCUAAUCAAAGAAGCGCUUGGAAAACACCCAGAUCUGGCUGAGAUUGUGCACAGGAUGGCUGACUCCGACCCUGCCCACUGCAAGAUUUUUGUCCACGGCCUUGGUUGGGAUGCCAAUGCGGAGACGAUUACGUCGGUGUUUGGGAAGUAUGGCGAAAUUGAGGACUGUAAGGUGGUUAGAGACAAGAAUACCGGGAAAUCGAAGGGAUAUGGUUUCAUUCUUUUCAAGAAUAGGGAUGGGGCUCGUCGCGCUCUCAAGGAACCUCAGAAGUUGAUUGAAGGCAGAAUGACUUCUUGCCAACUGGCGUCGUCUGGGCCAGUUCAGACUCCCACGCAGACUGCAGCGCCGUCCGUUUCUGUACCACCCGCGUCAGAGUACACACAGAGGAAGAUAUACGUUAGCAAUGUGUCUGCCGAACUUGAGCCGAAAAAGCUUUUGGACUACUUCUCCAAAUUUGGGGAGAUCGAGGAAGGGCCUUUGGGUUUGGAUAAACAGACUGGAAAGCCUAGGGGUUUCUGUUUGUUUGUGUAUAAGAGUAUUGAGAGUGCGAAAAAGGCGCUGGAUGAGCCGCACAAGCAUUUUGAGGGUCAGAUACUGCACUGCCAGAAGGCAAUUGAUGGCCCGAAACACAGCAAGGGUUUCUUCAACCAGCAGCAUGGUCAGCAGCAGCCGCAGCCACAGCAACAUCAUCACCAGGGGCACCAAGGGUAUUAUCAUCAUCAGGCUAAGAAAGGGAGAUAUGCUGGUAGUGGUGGUGUGGGGCACACAGGUGGACACUUGAUGGCCCCAAGUGCGGGACCUGCUGUUCCUUCUGUAGGGUUUAAUCCAGCAGUUGCCCCUGCGGCUAUAGGACAGGCUGUGGCAGCACUGCUGGCCACUCAGGGGGCUGGAUUGGGAAUUGGCAAUUUGCUCGGGGGGAUUGGAAAUCCACAGGGUGUACCACCUAUGAUGAACAAUGCAGGUUACGGAGGUCAGGGCGCUGGUGGCUAUGGAGGUCAACCUGGUAUGCAGGGGGGUUAUGGUGGCCAGCCACAGAUGGGUCAGGGUGGUGUAAGGCCACAUCAGGGUGGGGCACCCUAUAUGGGUCAUGGUCACUAGAUUCUUCAUAAAUGCAUCAAACUUUUAGUUUUGGACUCUGGUGAUUCUUCUGAAGUUCGGGCAAUCAUGCAAAUGAAGUCUUUCCUUGUAGCAAAAAGUUUCCAUUUGCCUAAAGACUAGAAUCUAAAAUAUGUAUCAUGUUUCUCUUUUUCUUACUUCUAUCUGUCUGAAUAUUUUCUAAAAUGUCUUACUUUGGUCUUAUUACAACUUUCCCAAAGGGUUGAGAACCAGUGGCUUGAUUCCUACUUCUGUGUCUUUGAGAUUUGAGUGCGUCGGUUUCCUAUCUAUUUUUACUUUGAAUUUUAGCAUUAAUAUUUCUUCCGUUUGAUUUAUUUUAUAAUUCAGCCUUUGUGCUACAAUGUAGUUUUUGUAAACAUAACUUCUUUUGAUUACCCGGAUUAAGAAAAAGUAUGGUCCUUUGCAUUGAUCUCUAAGCAGACGAUUUAAUGGGUUUCUGAAGUGGCAUCUUCAGUACCUUGAUUUUGACUAACAUUCAUCGUAGUUUGUUCUUGUAACAACAUUGGUGCAGGAACUUAUAGUGACAGUGCAACUGAAAGCCUUCCAUGUCAGUGCAACUGCCAAUUCUUUGCCUUGUGCUGUUGUUCAUCGCACAUGAGAUGUUGACCAAUACUUUCUAGGUCGCACAUAGUUCAGAUGCGUUUAAGUCGAGUAUGUUCUGAGGUAUAAAAGCUUACAGGCUACAUAAAAAGUGGCGUAAUUCUUCAUGUGGGUGACUUUCUCAAUUGACUCUUCAAGUUUCAUAUGGUCUCAUCUUCUGUUUGUUGAAAAUUGCGGAUUUGAUUCAGUAUCAAGCUUUCCUUAAACUGAUUUCUCAAAUUUGACUUCGAACACAUUGUGUUGCAUGGUCUUCUCUCUUGGUAAGCCUAGGGCUAAAAUCUUAUUUUUGGCAUCAUAUUCCCAUUCCAAUCUCGGAGGGUUGAUGAAUUUUGAAGUUGAUGCUGGAAGAGCUUGCUGCUAAUCUUGAUACGGAUAGCAGGUAAUGGCCCCUUGUCACCAGGGAAGGCCUCAGUGUAAGUCAUCAAGCAACUCCACCUUUUUGAAGAAACUAUUCUCCAUAAUGCCAUGAAAUAGUGCUCGAUAUGGCAUAUAUUUAUGUACCAGGAAACAUAAGUACUGUUCAACUUAUCGUUGUGGAUGUCUGUUGAUUAUGAUCCAUGUCGGUGGCUUAGUACAAAGAAGUCUGAUUUGAGGUUCCUAGGUAUUAAAAUUCCGGAAUAGGUAAGGACUUCAAAUUGGCUAAAGAGAAGGGAUGGUAGGGGUGUUGUACAGAUCAGGAAACAUAAGUUGCAAAUGGUUGAGACAUGAGAAGGAAUUGUGUGUAAAUACUUAUUUCGGUGUGGAUGAAUUGAUGAUCUCUAGCGAAGGUACGUAUUCUCUAA
Salvia hispanica is the source of this 2566-nucleotide messenger RNA. Lineage: Eukaryota; Viridiplantae; Streptophyta; Magnoliopsida; Lamiales; Lamiaceae. The record is from RefSeq and is a predicted model, not a curated record.